AUAUCUGGUUUUCUGUGUAGUAGGGCAUUUGAUACUCUCUCCUUAUCUUACUUUCGCAACCAAAUCUAGCGAUCUUUCUAGAUGGCAGGUGCAGGCAUCCAUCCGUACCACCAGCAAUGGCCUCCGGCAGCCGCCGCAGCUCCUCCUCCGCCUCCUCCAGCGGUGGCCGCCGCCGCUCCUCCUCCGCACGCUCCGCCAAUCGCUCCCUCAGACGAGGUCCGCACGAUCUUCAUAACGGGAUUGCCCGAAGACGUGAAGGAGAGGGAGCUGCAAAACCUUCUAAGAUGGCUACCUGGCUACGAAGCUUCUCAGGUUAACUUCAAAGGCGAGAAGCCUAUGGGAUUCGCUCUCUUCUCCAACGCUCAGUUCGCUCUCGCCGCCAAAGACGCUCUUCAGGAGAUGGUUUUUGAUGCGGAGUCGAAGUCGGUGUUGCACACGGAGAUGGCGAAGAAGAAUCUGUUUGUGAAAAGAGGAAUAGUUGCGGAUUCAAGCCCAUAUGAUCAAAGUAAACGCUUGCGAACUGGGGGUGAUUAUACACACACUGGUUAUACAAGUCCAUCUCCUUUCCAUCCUCCUCCUCCAGCACAUGUUUGGGGGCCACAUGGAUAUAUGGCUCCACCACCUCCUCCUCCUCCAUAUGAUCCGUAUGGAGGCUACCCUGUUCCUCCAGUACCAAUGCCUGCUCCUGCUCCUGUGCCAGCACCUAGUAGUUAUGUACCUGUUCAGAAUGCAAAAGAUAACCCUCCAUGCAAUACCCUAUUCAUUGGAAAUUUGGGAGAGAACAUAAAUGAGGAAGAAUUGAGGGGACUUUUUAGUGCACAACCUGGUUUUAAGCAAAUGAAGGUCCUGAGACAGGAAAGACAUACUGUUUGCUUUAUUGAGUUUGAAGAUGUAAAUAGUGCCAGCAAUGUACACCAUAGUUUGCAGGGUGCUGUUAUCCCCAGUUCUGGUUCGGUUGGCAUGCGGAUACAAUAUUCGAAGAACCCAUUCGGGAAAAGGAAGGAUUCUGGCUACCCUCUGGCUGCACCUGGCACCAAUGGAGCUCCACCAGCUAUGAAUUACCAGUAGCAUGAAGGGGAUGUACUCUGUUCUUUAUGCACCGACAAAUACAACUACUACAUGAUAGGAUGCAUCUUGCAGCUGUUGCAUGCAUCCAUUUCAUAAUCAAGUCAUCACAUUAGCAUCUCUCCUCAUGUGAAUGAAUGCACGUAGUGGCAUCAUGAACAUACCAUUUGGCCAUGUUAUAACUUAUCCAAGACAUGCAUUUGUCAGCAGCACAUUUAAAAGCCUGGAUUACGUAAUAGGGGGGCUCAGAUACUGUUGUCAUUUGUAGAAGUGGUGCAUUGGUCUGUGUUUUUGUGGGAUUUAUGUGCUUUUCCACAUAUUAACUUUUGUGUACAUCAACAAUAGGAAUGCUUGUCUAAAUAGACAUCUAGCAGUGUUAUUUAUUUUUUCUAUAUUAGGUUCACUGAUUUAACUUAA
Messenger RNA from Quercus robur (English oak), 1482 nucleotides. RefSeq lists its product as uncharacterized. Bases 82 to 1068 code for a protein of 328 amino acids. The record is from RefSeq and is a predicted model, not a curated record. Gene Ontology annotation, molecular function: mRNA binding. NCBI's taxonomy places the organism in Eukaryota, Viridiplantae, Streptophyta, Magnoliopsida, Fagales, Fagaceae. The transcript has 8 exons.